GAGAAAACAAGAACUAGAAACUAGGUGAGGUUGGGUUUCCUUUUUGAGGGAACACAUAACCAUUAAGAUAAGGAACUGCACUUUUUUAUUUUUAUUUGGUUUAGCUUUGCUUGUGAAGUUGGCUUCGUUUUCUGCAAUUCCCACUUCACGAAGCCAAACCCUGCGUCACCCCAAAAACUAACACAAAGCAAGAAGAAAAAAAAAAAAAGGAAAAAGAAAAACAAAUUUUGUUCUUAAAAAAAAGUAAAGCAAAAAAUAAAGCAAGAUAUUAUUAAUAUUGUUGCUAUUAUUAUUGUUACAGUUUUUCAUUUGUCUUGUCCCUUUAUUUUUCGAUUGGAUCUGAGGCUCUUCAGAGUUGCAGAAAGGCACACGCCAAAGUUGCUUCGCUUUCUUGGAGUGUGGUUUCGCUUCUCUUUGUUCUAAGCACACACAACUUGUUCCAUAGCGAUGGAAGAGGCUUUCUUGCUCUGCAAUUGCAUUGCCAUUUUUCUACUUUGAUCGGCUAAUUAAGGAUUUCUCUUAAUGGAGUCAACUGUUGAUGGACUUGAGUCUAUAUCAGACGUUCAGAAUUCAGUUUCUGUGAUAGAGCAUGAUCCUCCUUCCACUUCUGGGAUUCCAAGAUCUUCUCGGCCUCCAUUAAGAGCAUCUAAAAAUAACGGGGCUUCUUCUAGUCACCAUAACUAUGGAAUGAAGACCAUCCUCCAUCAAAAGCAUGCUUAUCAUGAGGCUCACGAUGUUGAACAUGAUAAAAUGCCCAACAUGGAAAAGCCGGAUUAUAGCACUAAUGGCAAAUCUGACUAUGUGAGCCUUAAUAAAGAUGUUGAAAGUUGCUUAGGGAAGAAUAUUUCCACAAUGGAAACAAAAUUAAGCAUCAAACAAUCAUUUGAUGCUUCCAAGAAUUGUGAUUCUAGUGGUGUAUUAGAAUCUGAUAAUUGCAAAUUAGGUUCCUCAAAAGGAGUUGUUGAUGAAACAAAGAGUUGCUGUCACUCAGAGAUUACUUUCUGUCCAAGUCCUCAGAAUAGUUUCUAUUCAGAAGCCAAAGAAAGUUUCACCAAUACUGGAGUCAGUGAAUGUGUUAGUGUUGAUAAGUCAGUUGAAAGUGGAGAAGUUACUAAUUCCUGUGAAUUUAAUGAGAGCCGGAAGACCAGCAUCUAUAGAGGGAGUACUGGAAGUGACGUUAGUGAUGAGAGCAGCACCAGUAGUUUGACCAGUGCUUUGUAUAAACCCCACAAGGCUAAUGACAUAAGAUGGGAAGCAAUUCAAGCCAUCCGAGCUCGUGAUGGGGUGUUGGAAAUGAGGCAUUUCAGGUUGUUGAAGAAAUUGGGAUGUGGAGACAUAGGAAGUGUAUAUCUGGCUGAGUUAAGUGGCACAAGGACUUGUUUUGCAAUGAAAGUCAUGAACAAAACCGAGCUGGCAAGUCGCAAGAAGCUUGUUAGGUCUCAGACAGAGAGAGAGAUAUUGCAGUCUCUAGAUCAUCCAUUUCUACCCACAUUAUAUACUCACUUUGAGACAGAGACAUUCUCCUGCUUGGUAAUGGAGUUUUGCCCUGGUGGGGACUUGCAUGCACUCAGGCAAAGACAACAUGGGAAGUAUUUCUCAGAGCAUGCUGCCAGGUUUUAUGUGGCGGAGGUUCUCCUUGCUUUGGAGUACCUGCAUAUGCUUGGGAUCAUCUACCGAGACCUUAAACCCGAGAAUGUGUUGGUGAGAGAAGAUGGUCAUAUAAUGCUAUCAGACUUUGAUCUCUCUCUAAGGUGUGCUGUCAGUCCAACUCUGGUGAAGUCAUCAAACUCUAGCUUGGAGACCAAAAAUGCAGGAUACUGCAUUCAACCAGCCUGCAUUGAGCCAACUUGUGUAAUGCAGCCAGACUGCAUCCAACCUUCAUGUUUCACGCCACGUUUUCUAUCUGGAAAAUCCAAGAAAGAAAAGAAGUCCAAACCAAAGAAUGACGUGCAAAACCAGGUGACCCCUCUCCCGGAGCUCAUUGCCGAGCCCACAAAUGCUCGAUCAAUGUCCUUCGUGGGUACACACGAGUACCUGGCACCUGAAAUCAUCAAAGGCGAAGGGCAUGGCAGUGCAGUAGACUGGUGGACAUUUGGGAUAUUCUUAUACGAGCUCUUGUUCGGUAGAACACCAUUCAAAGGUUCAGCAAACCGAGCAACACUAUUUAAUGUUGUUGGUCAGCCCUUAAAAUUUCCAGAAUCCCCUACUGUCAGCUUUGCUGCCAGGGACUUGAUCAGGGGUUUACUGGUGAAAGAGCCUCAGCAUAGGCUCGCCUAUAGACGUGGAGCUACAGAGAUUAAGCAACAUCCAUUCUUUCAUAAUGUUAACUGGGCACUGAUCCGUUGUGCAAAUCCUCCAGAGGUUCCAAGACAGGCCAUGAAAGCACUUGCAGCUGAAAAGGUGCCUGGUGUGAAGCCUGCUGGUAACUAUUUAGAUAUUGAUUUCUUUUGAUUCUAAUGUCUGUUUUCUCCUUUGAACUAAUUUCCAUCUUUUAUUUGUGUUGUUUGUCAAUGGUUCUUUCCGUUGUAUAAAAUGAUGCAAACAACUACAUUGAUGAACGCUUGUAAUUGUCCAUGAUAAACUGUUGUAAGAAACUCUAAAGUGCAUUAAAUUGAGUAGCAAAGUUUCUGGCCUCUUUUUUUGUC
Molecule: messenger RNA, 2645 nt
Organism: Abrus precatorius (Indian licorice)
Lineage: Eukaryota; Viridiplantae; Streptophyta; Magnoliopsida; Fabales; Fabaceae
Product: protein kinase PVPK-1-like
Exons: 3
Coding region: 523-2451 (642 amino acids)
Biological process (GO): protein phosphorylation
Cellular component (GO): nucleus; cytoplasm; plasma membrane
Molecular function (GO): protein serine/threonine kinase activity; ATP binding
Source: RefSeq, a predicted model, not a curated record